Molecule: messenger RNA, 1369 nt
Organism: Impatiens glandulifera
Lineage: Eukaryota; Viridiplantae; Streptophyta; Magnoliopsida; Ericales; Balsaminaceae
Product: probable arabinose 5-phosphate isomerase
Exons: 3
Coding region: 105-1136 (343 amino acids)
Biological process (GO): carbohydrate metabolic process; carbohydrate derivative metabolic process
Molecular function (GO): isomerase activity; carbohydrate derivative binding
Source: RefSeq, a predicted model, not a curated record
ACCUCAAAUAUGAGAUUUGGAUCUUACUAAAGAGAAGAGAAGAGAAGAUUGGUCGGUUGAUGAUAACCGACACAUAGAGAGCUCAAAUUCAAAGAAGAAAACUAAUGGGAUCUCUUCCUUCUCCUUCUUCUUCAUCAGAUCUCUCAUUUCCUUCAAAACAAUCUUCAAUCGAUCCCAACAAUCUCCAAAAUCUAUUCAAAUCUCAACAAAACUAUCUCAACUUCUUCUUCCACAACCUUGAUCUUUCCCAAACCCUAGCCUUCACUCAGACUCUUCUCAACACCACCGGAACAAUCUUCUUCUCCGGUGUCGGAAAAUCCGGCUUCGUUUCCCAGAAGAUCUCGCAGACACUCGUUUCUCUUGGCAUCCGAUCCGCAUUCUUGUCCCCCACCGACGCUCUUCACGGUGAUAUCGGCAUUCUCACCAAUUCUGACAUUUUAGUACUCUUAAGCAAGAGCGGGAACACCGACGAAUUGCUCCGACUUGUGCCAUGUGCCAAAGCAAAAGGUGCGUAUUUGAUCUCUGUCACAUCGAUGGAGACGAAUUCGCUAAUGGCGGUGUGCGAUAUGAACGUGCAUUUGCCCCUGGAGAGAGAAUUAUGCCCGUUUGAUCUAGCGCCAGUGACCUCGACGGCGAUUCAGAUGGUUUUUGGGGAUACGGUGGCGAUUGCACUUAUGAGUGCGAGGAAUUUGACGAGAGAACAGUACGCAGGAAACCAUCCAGCUGGGCGGAUCGGGAAGAGCUUGAUAUUCAAGGUUAAGGAUGUAAUGAAAACACGAGGUGAUCUCCCAGUUUGCAAGGAAGGAGAUACAAUAAUGGAUCAAUUAGUAGAGCUAACUAGUAAAGGGUGCGGUUGUCUCCUUGUUAUUGACGACAAUGACCACCUAUUGGGCACAUUUACUGAUGGUGAUUUGAGGCGAACAUUGAAAGCUAGCAGAGAGGGUAUAUUCAAACUCACAGUUGGAGAAAUGUGUAACAGGAAUCCACGAACAAUUAGGGCAGAUGCAUUAGCAAUUGAAGCAAUGCAGAAGAUGGAAUCUCCACCAUCUCCGGUUCAGUUUUUGCCGGUAGUCGAUGAUCAGAAUGUCUUGAUAGGCCUUGUUAAGUUGCAUGAGCUUGUUGCAGCUGGCUUGUGAAUAAACAAUCAAUCAAUCAAAUCCUCUCUAGACUAUUAUAGUAUGAAUAGAAAUUGUCAUAUUGUUUCUUACUAAUUCUUUUCCUAUUUCAGUUCGUGGUUAUCGAAUCAGUGUAUAUCAUUUUAUACGUUAUUCUUUAGUAUUUUUGGAUACAAUUGGAUGUUUUGAUCUUGUAUUGGAGUGUUGUACUAAUAGCUCAAUCCAUAAUAAAGACUUCCAUCAAUUUGUUUGAA